Racocetra persica is the source of this 482-nucleotide messenger RNA. NCBI's taxonomy places the organism in Eukaryota, Fungi, Glomeromycota, Glomeromycetes, Diversisporales, Gigasporaceae. The record is from the annotation of a GenBank genome assembly.
CUCCGAUUUACGAAAAGGUCGCGCAAGAUUAUUCCCAAGAGCCAGACGGUGAAGACAAAACACCAAUUAAUUACGAAGGUGGAAGAACUGAAGGAGAUUUUGUUAAGUUCUUGAAUGAAAAAUGUGGGAAGCAACGCCUUGUUGGUGGCUUAUUAUCAGAAGAGGCUGGUAAAAUCCCUGAAUUGGAGGCUUUGGUAGUAAAAUUCAAUAAUGCUCCUGGAAAAACAGAAAUUAGCAAGAUUAUCGUAGAGUCACAAGCAAUUGCUGAUAAAUUAAAUACUCGGCCGGCACAAUAUUACGUCAAAAUCAUGAAUAAGAUUGUGGAAAAAGAUGAUUAUGCUGAAAACGAGAUUGCCAGAUUAGACAAAAUAAUCAAGUCUGGUACAAUUUCUGGUAGUAAAAUUGAUGAUUUCACGAUUCGCAAGAACAUUUUGUCAGGUUUCCAUAAAGAUGGUGAUAAAGUAACUCAUGAAGAAUUGUAA